UCGCAGAGCACCUGCUUGAGACCUCCAUGGACUGCAGGCCGCUUCAAUAGCCCCCUUGCAUUCCAGCCUGAUCGAGUAACUUCACCAUGAUUCUCUCUCACUCAUCUCAGCGACCUGGCCAUAGGCCAAAAUUGAGCAUCCUGUACUUCUUACCUCAGCGAGGGCCUGGAGCAACACUCGCAGACGCUCAACCUCGUUCAGCCUGCCUCGGUUUCAGACACUGGCGUUCUCAUAAUCACCGGCCCCUGAAGUGCCUGCAUAGCCGCGGACAUGCCUCCUCAAUCGAACGAAGAAUACGAGUUGCGGUGUGCGCAAGCCUUAUCCGACGAAACGAUUGCCGUGGAAGGCAUGCUAGAUGAGGAACGUGCACUGCUCCCAGCAAGAGAUGCUGAUAUUGGUGGCAACGGAGACGAGGCUACAACAGAAGCAACUGCUGCGCUGAUAGCAAAAUCAUCGCCUUCACAGCCAUCCUCGGAAAGUCAAAAAGUCAUCCGGCGAAAACGUGUCCCAGGCACGGCCCCGGACCCGGAACAUUCCAAUGAACGCACGAUGGGGGAACCUCAAGAUAGCCUGCUACCCCCGUCGAAAGGCUCCUUCAGUAUUGCAAGAGCUCGGGUUCCCAAGACUGGGACAAUCAACAAUUGGUGGAUUGAAAUAUCGUCAUGUAUCCUGGCAAUCGCAAUGCUGUUUGCAAUUGCGAUGAUAAUUGAUCAAUUAUCAAGGUCGUUCUUUGCCCGAAUGGCCUUAUGGCAUUUCAAUCAACGCCAUCAUCUCAGCAGGUGCAACUAUCAUAAAGGUGGCGGUUCUGUUCGUUAUUGCAGAAGGACUCAGCCAGCUGAAAUGGGAAUGGCUAAAGGAACCCCGGCCGCUGACAAUUCUGACGAGCUACGAUGCCGCGACUCGAGGACCCCUAGGCUGUUGUCAGCUGAUGUUCAACCUACGAGGCCGCAGUCUUAUUGCCAAUCUCGGUGCCGUCUUGACCAUCUUGACUCUGCUGAUCGACGUCACCACUCAACAAGUCGUGUCUUAUCACGAUUGCAGAGUGCCCUCGAGCUCUCGGAAUGCAUCAAUUCCGCGGUCAAGUAGGUUCUCUAAAUUUGAUAGCUCUGGUCUUGGAGAAUCACUGGACCUACCUCGAGAGAUCUCUGUGUUCGGUACAGGAGUGUUCAUCCAUAGAUGCUGG
Exophiala viscosa is the source of this 1183-nucleotide messenger RNA. RefSeq lists its product as uncharacterized. The record is from RefSeq and is a predicted model, not a curated record. The transcript has a single exon. Bases 271 to 1086 code for a protein of 271 amino acids. NCBI's taxonomy places the organism in Eukaryota, Fungi, Ascomycota, Eurotiomycetes, Chaetothyriales, Herpotrichiellaceae.